CAUUCUCUGAGUUGAGAAAUAUUUGCCAAAUAUAAAAAAUCCAAAAUGUUAUUCUAUCCAAGGUUGUCUAUGUUUGUUUAUAGCAUCUUAUCCGGUUGUUACUACUAAGGAUAGACAAGUACACCAACGGCCACUAACUGUCCCUUUUAUUACAUAGAUAUAAAUAAAUAGCAUUGUUUAUUGUUUUUGUUAUAUUUGUUACUUUCUUGUUCUUCUUCUUGUUGUUGUUGAAUUAAGAUCGACGAGCGUUACUUUUUGUUUGUUUGAGUAGGUGCUGUUUGUUCUUAGGGCGGUUUUCGGUUUUAGAUCGAAAACCGCUCUACUCAUCAAUUUGUUAUUACACGCUUCGUCGAUCAAUGAAGGAUUUGUAGUUCUUCCUCCUCCAUCAACCCCUUCAUCUUUCUCUUGAUUCUAUGUACAUUAACUUUCUAACAAGUUCAAGUUUUGUGGAAUUCCCUUCCUCCUCCAGAGAUUUAUUUUUGUGUGUGAAUAUUUUGAUCAUAAUUGGUGGUGGAAGGGAAAUAAAAAUGGGUGGAAGAAUAAAUGGGUUUGAUUGGGUGAAGGGUAAAAUUGUUGGAAGUGGGUCUUUUGGCAGUGUUCAUCUAGCCAUGAACAGAUCAACCGGUGGACUUUUCGUAGCCAAAACAGCGCAUUCAGAUGCUGGACAUGAGGCUCUCCAGAACGAGGUGAAUAUUCUUAAUACAUUAAAGAAUUCAUCAUCGUCGUCGUCGCAGUCACCGUCGCCCUAUAUUAUACAAUGUUUAGGGACAGAGUAUGAUCAUCAAGAUAAUAAUAAUAAGCUGCAUGUUUUCAUGGAGUAUAUGGCUGGAGGUAGUUUGGCUGACGCGUUACACAAGUUUGGUGGUUCGUUCGAUGAACAUGUUGUUCGUUUGUAUACUAGACAGAUUUUGCUUGGGUUAUAUCAUCUUCACCAACAAGGAAUUGUGCAUUGUGACCUCAAAUGCAAAAAUGUGCUUCUGUCCUCGUCUGGGACAGUUAAGCUCGCAGAUUUCGGAUGUGCAAAAAGGAUCGGCAAGGACUCGCACACGAACAAAUCACCUUCGUCUGGGGGCACACCUCUAUGGAUGGCUCCUGAAGUAUUAUUAUUGAGGAAUGGUAAAGAGGAGAGGGUUGUUGAUUUUGCAGCAGCAGAUAUAUGGUCUUUGGGAUGUACUGUUAUUGAAAUGGCGACGGGUAGGCCUCCCUGGGUUCAUGAUGAUCUCGUAUCUAUUUCAAAUCCAAUGUCUGCUAUGUUUAAGAUUGCCUGUGGUGAUGGGAUACCUCAAUUUCCAAGUCAUUUCUCUCAGGAGGGUUUCGAUUUCUUGAGAAGAUGUUUGGUGAGAGAUCCUAAUAAGAGGUCUACCGCAAAGGACUUGCUUAAUCAUCCAUUCCUUGUUGCAAAUACUUUAACUUAUCACAAACCCUACUGUAAUGCCUCACCAGCAGCUGUCUUGGAUGUUCAUCAAUUUGAGGAUGAUUAUGACGAUGACGGUGAAGAAAAAUUGCCAAGUCCAGCAGGGAGGAAUAAAUUCUCAUUCGGAAAUGAGUUUGUGUCCCCACAAGUAAAAACAAUAUGGCAACAGGAAGAUAGUGCAUCAGGGAAUCAUUGGAUUACCAUUAGAUCAUGGUGAUCAAUUAAGUAGGCCUGAUAAUUAAUUGUAGAUUGAAACAGGACUCAACAUAUGUACAGCUUUUGAGUAGGAUGCAAAUACUUAUAGAUUUGUCACAGUUUUCAAAGUUUUGCCUCCUUUUUAGGAAUGGUCUUAUUAGUACCAUCAAGUUUGUAGUUAAAAGGUUGAGACUAUAGAAUCAAUAAUUGGUUACCAAAAAACAAUGAUUCUGCUUCUUUAUUAUGAACACAGU
This is a messenger RNA of Lathyrus oleraceus (garden pea), 1863 nucleotides long. RefSeq names its product mitogen-activated protein kinase kinase kinase 17. Bases 414 to 1631 code for a protein of 405 amino acids. The transcript has a single exon. Gene Ontology annotation, molecular function: ATP binding; protein kinase activity. Lineage: Eukaryota; Viridiplantae; Streptophyta; Magnoliopsida; Fabales; Fabaceae. Gene Ontology annotation, biological process: signal transduction; protein phosphorylation. The record is from RefSeq and is a predicted model, not a curated record.